Messenger RNA from Erigeron canadensis, 1770 nucleotides. RefSeq names its product probable receptor-like protein kinase At2g23200. Gene Ontology annotation, cellular component: plasma membrane; plasmodesma. Bases 1 to 1770 code for a protein of 589 amino acids. The record is from RefSeq and is a predicted model, not a curated record. Lineage: Eukaryota; Viridiplantae; Streptophyta; Magnoliopsida; Asterales; Asteraceae. The transcript has 3 exons. Gene Ontology annotation, biological process: protein autophosphorylation. Gene Ontology annotation, molecular function: ATP binding; transmembrane receptor protein tyrosine kinase activity.
AUGUCUUUUUUAAAUUCUGGGAGAAUCCCAUUUAAUGAGAUUUUAUCGGCUACCAACAAUUUUUCUGAUGAAAAUCUCAUUGGACAGGGUAGUGUUAAAAAGGUUUACAAAGGGCAACUCGUACGAUCAGGAGAAGUGAUCGAUGUUGCCAUACUGAGGUAUCUACAACCAAUGAUGAUGAAUGAUCCAAUGAUGAAUGAGAUGAAAAUUAUUCAUAAUCUCAAGCAUAAAAAUGUUGUCUCUAUGGUUGGGUUUGAGAAAUUUGUAAUGCACACCACUAAUGUCAAUGUCAUAGUAACGAAACGUGAAGCAAAUGGAAGUCUCGACGCACAUCUAAGUAGCCCGAGUCUAAUGUGGAUGCAAAGAUUAAAUAUUUGUGUUGGGGUAGCUCAUGUUUUAAGUUACAUUCAUAAGGAUGUGGGAGACGAUCAGUGUAGUCUCAUACAUGGUAAUGUCAAGAGCUCGACAAUUUUGUUAGACGAAAAUUGGGAACCAAAGUUAUCUGGAUUCAGAUGUUGUAUGAAAACUCCACUUGCUCGUAGACACCACAUUUUCCUUACUAAGGACUACAGGGCUACUCCACAGUAUAUGGAUCCACAAUAUGAAAAAACCGGAGGUGUGACCCAAAAGUCAGAUGUGUUCUCUUUUGGAGUUGUGUUAUUUGAAGUCUUGUUUGGGCAAAAGGCGUCCAUUCAAGACGCGGAUAAUUGGUGCUUUGCUCGAUUGGCUAGGCUCCAUUACGAGGAGAAAACACUUGAUCAUAUGAUUGAUCCCAAUCUGCGGAAACAAAUGGACUUCGAAUCAUUAAAGAUCUUUUCAGAAGUAGCAUAUUGUUGUUUGAAGGAGCAACGUUCACAUCGUCCAAGUAUAGAUCAAAUUCUAAAAAAACUUGAAUGGGCGUUGCAACUUCAGCGGACACAUGAAAAUCCUAGGUUGAACUUGGAACACUUAAAGAUUCCACUAACAGACAUAAAUCUUGCCACCAAAAAUUUUGCCGAAGCUUAUCGCAUUGGCUCAGGGGGAUAUGGUAUGGUGUAUAAAGCAGAGCUGGACCACUUUGAUGACUCCUAUUCGUCAUCAAUAGAAGGAAAUAAUAAAGGAAAGUUGCGUAAAAAGCGUAGCACCGUAGCCAUAAAACGUAUAUUCAGUAGAGAAGACAAGCAAGGAGAAUUAGGAUUUGUGGCAGAAAUUGAAAUGCUUAGUAAGUGUAAGCACCAUAAUGUAAUCUCGCUUCUAGGCUUUUGUGAUGAAGGUCCCCAAAAGAUUCUUGUCUAUGAGCAUGCUUCUAAGGGAAGUCUUGAUGAUCACUUGGGCAACAAAAAUAUCAUGACUAAUAUGACUUGGGCACAACGUAUACGUAUAUGCCUUGAGAUCGCACUUGGAUUGGAUUACCUACAUUGUAGCACAGAAGACAAAAAAAGGAUAAUACACCGGGAUAUAAAGAGUGCUAACAUUCUGUUACAUGAUAAUUGGGAGGUGAAGAUUGCGGACUUUGGGCUUUCCAAAUUACACUCUAUGGAUCAUCAAGGUAGUACCCUCAAUACGUUUACUAUUGCUGGCACAGAAGUGUAUGCAGAUCCGGAAUAUUUGAAGACGGGAAAGCUGAAAAUAGAGUCUGACAUUUACUCUUUUGGGGUAGUUCUUUUUGAAAUCUUGUGUGGCAGGUUGGCUUAUGAUGCAAUUUAUAAUCUUGAAACUGAGAAGGGGCUUCCAUCCGUUGUGCGACGGCGCUUCAAUGAGGGAACAUUAAAGCAAAUGCAGACUGAAUGA